CCUGCUUUACAACUCAGACGUAUUUGUGGCCAGCUGUUGUCGUUUGCUGUCUCGCUGCGUGAUUGUCAAAGACAAAUAGAUGAACGCACUCUGCUUCCAAUAACUCCGCCGACAAUCAUAACAGCGCACUUGGACACGGACACGGUUGUGAUACUGAGUUUUGACACCUGUGGAAUAAGGCGACUGUUCCCCACUUUUAUCUGUGAUUUCUCGAACUAACUUUUGUCAAUUUGUCCUCAUAACUGUUUCGCCGUGUGACGGACAACUCUGCAAACCAAUGACAGCAUAAUAAAAGUCUGUAUACACCGCCGUUGCCGUGGUUACAGACCGACAUUCCAAAGAUCUGGACCUCGCGGGGCGGGACUUGUAGUUUAAGCAUGGGUGGAUGCACUUUUUGAACAAGCAAGUAACGGAGCUCAUGAACUAGGAGAGCGAGUGACACCAGGAUGGGAAUGCUACAGUAGCAAGGCUGUGCCAGAAGUGAGGCCGAGCUUUCACCCCUCUGCUGCAUUUAGAACUGCUGCUCAUUUUUUCAUAGCAGCCUGACAGCAGAGCAGUUUGACAAGAAGAUAGACAGUCAGAUAUGUCCCACGUUCCUGCCUGAGCACUGCCUGGGGACGUAUAAUGACUUAUUGAAUUCUUACUAAAUCAAUGGACAAGAGGAAGUUCCCUGGCACAAUGUUCAGGCAAGGGGAUGCAUCAUCCAAAAGGCGCCCUGGUGGUGGGGGUGGUGGAAGUGGGCUCAACCUGCCCCAGCCUCCACCACCCUCCUCCUCUAACCAGCAGGGUCGUAUCAGGGCUGUGGAGGUGGCGAGAGGGAGAACGGGAUAUGGCUUUACGCUGUCAGGCCAAAGUCCAUGUGUCCUCAGCUGCAUCCUGAAAGGGAGCCCUGCAGACUAUGUAGGUUUGCGUUCAGGAGACUACAUCCUGUCCGUCAAUGACAUCAAUGUCUCAAAGGCGUCCCACGAAGAUGUGGUUAAACUCAUUGGACGCUGCUCCGGUGUCUUGAAACUGGUCAUCGCUGAGGGAGAACGUCACAGGAGGCACCAUCACCACCAACGCUCUGCUGGAAGUCGUCACCAUAGCAGCAACACAAUGGCAGCAUCUUACCUGGACUCGUGCUCUAGUGAUGAUGAGUUGGAUGGUUUCUAUGACAACAGUGUCAACAACAACAAUAACAGCAGGUCAGGCGGUGGAGCCCGUGGCGGCUGGUACAAACCCAAACUAGAUUCUAAGCAGCUGGGAAUCAACAGGGCAGAGAAAGUUGUGGCAGAGCUGCAGUCCGGAGGUAUUUUCAACAUGAUCUUUGAGAACUCUAGCCACUCCUCCAGCAGCUCAGACAAAGACAGGCCUGGGGUUAGCUCAUCAUCGAAGCCACGUCCGGUCUCCGAUCCAGAAUUCCCUCAAUACCGUAACCCUUCCCGUUCCCAGAGCAACCCCAACCUGCUCUCUGAGGAGGAGAUGGCCCAAGUUCUGAAUGAUGACUCUGUCUUCCUGGACUCAGACUUCCGUCAUCUCCACCUUCACCACCAUGAAGAGCAAGACUUAGAUGUGGGAGAUGGUGGUGACUUGGUCCUAGAGCCAAGCGAGGGCAUCCUCAAUGUGGGCAUGAUUGUUGGCUAUCUGGGCUCCAUCGAGCUGGCCUCUAUUGGGACGAGCUUAGAGACAGACAGCUUGCAAGCCAUCAGAUGCAGCAUGAGGCGCCUCCGGGCCGAACAAAAGAUCCAUUCACUGGUCCUCAUGAAGGUCAUGCAUGACAGUGUGCGUCUGUGCAGUGACCGAGGUCAGGUCUUGGCCACCUAUCCUGCAGAAAAACUAGCCUUCAGCGCCUGUUGUCCCGACGACCGUCGAUUCUUCGGACUAGUCACAAUGCAGGCCACUGACGACCACGACGACUGUCAUUUCAGCAAUGGACGAGAUGAAGAGGGCGGUUUGAGGACUUCCUGUCACGUGUUCAUCGUGGACCCAGAACUCUGUCUCCACCAGGUCCAUUCAGGUGUAGCCCGGAGGUUUGGCUUUGAGUGCACCCCGGACCCAGACACAGGAGGCUGCCUGGAAUUCCCGCCGAGUUCUCAGCCUCUGCUCCAGUUUGUCUCUGUCCUCUACCGGGAUAUGGGGGACAACAUUGAGGGGGUCCGGGCCCGGGCCUUUCAUGAUCCAGACAACGAUGCCCAGCAGAACCACAGCACCAGCAGCAACAGUGACAGCGGGAUUGGCAACUUUUUACCAGAAGAGAAGAGCAACAGGGUGCUUUUAGUGGACCUCGGAGGUCCUCCUAAUCACAACCACACCUCUGGGCCACGACACUGGGACAGCCCACCUUCCUCCCAGCAGGCCUGGAGCCCCACCCUUGGAGCUGCAGCCCCGCACCCACCUCCUCCUCCUCCUCCACCAGCUCUGAGAAACGGCCACUACCGUCACGACCCACACCUGGCUGACCUCCCUCACCCUCUCCCCUUGGCUCACCCUGAUGUUCCCGGCAGGCACUCUCGAGGGGUCCACCCACACCACUACUCACCAGGGAAGCGGGGAGGAGCUGUGGGGGGAGGAGAAAAGAGAGGAGGUGGAGGAGUAGGGGUGGAGCAGCAGCGGUGGCUGCCAGUCCAUGUGCUGAGAGACUGGCGUCAGCAGCACCACCACAGCCACCUUCAGGGCCUGAGCAGCGAUCAGGAGUCCUACGCCGAAUCCACCGACGGAUGGUCAUCAGCCAACUGCAGCACCCUGCCCCCACCCAUGAAUAAGAUCCCAGCCGACCGCUACCGGGCCCCACUGGCCCCCGGAGACCACCUGCCACCACCUGGAGGGAGCCAGCCUCCUCCUCCUCCUUCACAUCCCCAAUCCCACACCCACCGGCUGGCUGUUCAGAAAGAUGAGUGGGCUAAGAAGCUCUUUGGUGCUGGGGACAGGGAGAGAGCUGGAGCUGAGAGAAGCGAUAGAGAGAAGAAGAGAGGGAACGCAAAGGAGGGAGAGAAAAAGGGUGGUCGUUUUCGUGGUCUGACCAUGGGCUUCCCUCCUCUCCCCCAGCGCUCCUCAGCCAGACGCUCCUUUGGACGCUCCAAACGUCUCAGCCUGGCCCGUUCUCUGGAUGAUCUGGAGUCUGCUGCAGUCUCUGAUGGAGAGCUUAACAGCGUGGAGCUGCAGGGCUGCAGCAGCGACAACAGUCUGAACAGUAAUGCCAGCCUGCCCAGCGUUCAGAGCCACCGGCGCCACACUGAGAGGAGAGUGGCCAGCUGGGCUGUCUGCUUCGAGAGACUGCUGCAGGACCCCGUGGGAGUCCGCUACUUCUCGGAGUUCCUAAAGAAAGAGUUCAGUGAGGAGAAUAUCUUGUUCUGGCAGGCUUGUGAGUUCUUCAGUCACGUCCCUGAGAAUGACAAGAAGCAGCUCUCUCAGCGUGCCAGGGAGAUCUACAACAGCUUCCUGUCCAGUAAAGCCACAACACCGGUCAACAUAGACAGUCAAGCUCAACUCGCUGACGACAUACUCAACGCCCCCCGGCCUGACAUGUUCAAGGAGCAGCAGCUGCAGAUCUUCAACCUGAUGAAGUUCGACAGCUACACACGGUUCCUCAAGUCACUGCUGUACCAGGAGUGUAUGCUAGCAGAGGUGGAGGGGAGGCCCUUGCCUGACCCCUACCACAUACCCAGCAGCCCCACCUCCAAACACAGCACCACCGGCUCUGACCGCUCUAACCUCUCCACACCUAAGAAGGAGGACAAAAAGACCAAGUCGGGCAGAUCUUUAAAUGAGGACAGUCGGGAUGAUUCGGGAGACCGAAGGAAAGGCAUGUUCUUCUCCUGGUCCCGCAACAGGAGCUUCGGCAAAGGCCCGAAGAAACGAGAGCUUACCGACUUCAACUACAAUUUCUCUGGCAGUAAUGGUCGCCGUGAAUCCCAGGGUUCACUGUCCUCAGGAGCCAGUCUGGAGCUGGGGACAUCAGGGUCGGGGAGGAACGAGGGUGAUGUUUCCCGUGGUGCAGUAUCAGUGUCAACAGAGCGUGGAGGGGGCAGCGCCCCCUUGAGGCAGUGUAACAUAAGCUUGCCGGACGGCUCAUGUUGCUCAGUGCCACUGAGAGCUGGAGUGUCCAUCAGGGACCUGCUGCUGGGCCUUUGUGAGAAGCUCUGCAUCAACCUGGCAGCUAUAGACCUCUUCCUGGUUGGAGGGGAGAAGCCACUUGUUUUGGACCAAGACUGUAUGACACUGUGCUCUCGGGAUCUCCGACUAGAAAAACGCACUCUGUUCAGACUGGACUUGGUCCCUAUUAACCGUUCAGUGGGAUUAAAAGCAAAGCCCACCAAGCCAGUGACUGAGGUCCUCAGGCCUGUUGUGGCUAAGUAUGGCCUGCACCUCUCUGACUUGGUGGCACGCAUUAGUGGGGAGUUGGAGCCACUUGAUCUAGGUCUUCCUAUAUCCAACCUGGAUGGGCUGCGAGUGGUGUUAGAUAUAGCAGAACACACUCCUGGAAAAGCAGACAAACAGAAGGUAGUAGUUCCCUCGACAAGCAGAAACCAAUCAACAACAGGGGAGGACAGGCCAUCAGGGAAAGCCGGUUCAGCUCACCCCCAUGGGGAAAACGGCAAGGCUGCGCCCAGCCCUGCCACAAGCAGCCAGCCUUUACCCAACCACUCUGUCUCUCUCCAUAAGGCUCCGGAGAAAAGAAAGCAGAAAAAGAUUAAUAUAGACGAAGCUGAAGAGUUCUUCAACCUCAUAUCCAAAGCUCAGAGCAACCGAGCAGACGACCAGCGAGGCCUGCUAAACAAAAGCGACCUGCAGCUCCCAGACUUUCUGCGCCUGUCGCCAGUGACAACCAACCAGGCUGCGCCUCCUCUCUACGACCCCGAGCCCAGUUGCUCCACCCCAUAUUCCCGUAACCCCAACAACGGCAGCUUCCCUAGCAGCGGUCGCCGGGGCAAUAAAACGAACAGCAAUGACAGGGGAGGAGGAGGCAGCACUCACUUGCUCAACGCAAGCCAUCAGUCCCAGAGCUUGGACUCUGCACUGGGCACUGAGAGUGGAGGGGGGAGGAAAGCCAGACCACCUCCUCCGUUUCCUGGCACCAUCUCCCCCAUCCACCCGUCCCAGGGUGCCCAGCGUUGUCUCCUCCAGGACUCUGUCAGGGGAGAAUCGGUCCAGAUGCUGGAGGAGGACACCCUGUCUGAUCUGACUCUUGUGGGAGAGGGGGACAUUAACAGCCCCAACCUCAACUACGUCACUCCCUCAGCCCUACAGUGCAAACCCCACCCCCGACCCCAACAACAAGCACAGGACGGUCGGCCUAGCUCAGGUACUUCCCCCGUGUGAACUCUCAAAACUUUCGAACUUUCACCUCUUCCUUCACCUGACUGUGAACGGGACUGGAGACCCAAUAAAGUCAGUUAGAAGUUCCUUGUUGGUCACGACCCGGAAUGCAUCCAGAUCUCCUCCUUUCAUUUCAUAAAUCACUACUAAUUAAAAUCAUGGAACCUUUAAUCCCAUAUUUAAGUGUAAAAUACAGUAAGUAAUGUAAAAGUCUGAGCUGAGACUCGUGACAUGCAGUAUAUGUGAGUUUUAAUUUAGUCAAACAAUGGUUAUUGAUAGAGUGAUGUAUGCACUACCCUGCGGCCAGCAUCUACUGCAAGUCAACAACCUAGAUCAGGUAAGACACAUGAAGAGAGGAAAAAUGGAUGCAUUAGGCUCAGACAGACCUUGUCCUUGGAAUUUCCCUGCGUGGUGUGUAUCUGUGUGACUUGCUGUGGAUUUCUUUCUGGAGACAUGAGCUCGAGGAACGAGCGCAGGAUGAAUUGACGGUGAGCAGUGCCAAACUCCCCCGCCUCCCCUCCCAGUGUACAGAAUCUAACAAAGCACUUUAGCCAAUUACAAACAAGACUUUACACAUUUAAAAAAAAUCUUUUCGCUUGCUUUUUUACUUUUUUUUUUUUUUUACUUAAAUCUUUCAUGAGGUCUGUUUCAUGCUACAGGUGGUUGAGCUGCCGUACGUUCAGAAAACAGUUAGCCAACAGUCAUUUAACUUUGGUGUGAAGGCUUCAUUGCUGCACAGGACCGUGUAUUGUUUUCAACUUAUUACAUGCUUUUGAGCACACUGCAUGCUGACACGAAGAGCCUGACCCCAUAAAUACAAACUCAUACCAUGAGCGCACGCAUUCACUCAGCUGUUCUUUAUCGAGCACAGUACAUUCUGUAUUUCUACCACUGUCCUCUCACCUCAGGCAUUUCUCGUGUCACUCAUGAAAACACACUAUGGAGAUUGCACACACAUGCAACCUUGCUCUCUGACCAAAACGAUUCCCUAAACUUGUGCACUGACUGUACAUGAAAGGUUUUUAUUUUUUCUCUUUUUCAUCUCCAUUCUUCUCCUUUGCACUACAACCACAGCAGCAUCUGUUUUUAUUCCGUCCACAGUCUAGCAAUUCAACAGUGUUUUAAACUGUCCGUCCCUGCAGGGUCUUAGCUGGAAAAAUUGGUUCUAACAAGUCAAACCGUUUUACUUUUUAAAGGUUUUACUCAUACUUUAUCCCUGUGCUAUUAAUUUAUCCCACAUCCUUUUCAUUUUUACAAUCUAUCAGCUAAAAGUAUUAAUUUGUAUAUAGUCAACUUUGUGAAAUCACCGUAUUGCUGUAGUCAUUGUUCAAAUGCAAUGCAGCCAUGCCGUUUUCAGUUGUAUCACAAUAGAAAUCAGUUCUCCUCUGUUCAGUUCAGUUGCCUGUACUGUCUGUAAAUAGAUCAAAUAAAUGUUUUAAAGGUU
Larimichthys crocea (large yellow croaker) is the source of this 6739-nucleotide messenger RNA. It is a transcript of the gene rgs12b, whose product is annotated as regulator of G protein signaling 12b. The coding region runs from base 652 to 5298 and encodes 1548 amino acids. The record is from RefSeq and is a predicted model, not a curated record. Gene Ontology annotation, cellular component: cytoplasm; nucleus; plasma membrane. Gene Ontology annotation, biological process: signal transduction; regulation of G protein-coupled receptor signaling pathway. Gene Ontology annotation, molecular function: protein binding; GTPase activator activity. The transcript has 19 exons. NCBI's taxonomy places the organism in Eukaryota, Metazoa, Chordata, Actinopteri, Sciaenidae.